CGAGAGUCGAACCCGACCUGCACUCAGCUCGAGCCAUUGCUGCCCCCUCGCUGCUCUGCCUACAAGAUGUCGACCAUUCUUCGCACGCUGCGCAACCUGAAGCGCAUUGGCUUCAAGGAAUAUGGCCACCAAAUGCAGUACAUUGGUGAUACCAAGGCCGGUACCCUGAUUGGGGUGGACCGCUACGGCAACAAGUUUUACGAGAACAUUGAGGAGGAGCUUCCUCUCCGGACGCGCUGGGUGGACUACAAGGACCACGAAUACGACCCCUCCCACAUCGAGCCUGGCUGGCACGCCUGGAUCUCUUACAUGGUGGAUGCUCCCCCCACCGCCGACAAGAUCAUGCAGACUGGCCUUCGCCGUUGGGAGUUGCCUGAGCACCGCCCCAACUUGACCCAGAGCCGUGCUGCUUUCAAGACCUACUCCACGACCCGUCCCAAGUACUCGGCCUGGACCCCCGUGGCGGCCCCCCGGUAGAUUCACCGUAGUGCUGGUAGACCGUUGGCUUGAAUCAGACCAUGUUCGAAGAUGUGUAAAUAAAGAUGUCCUACUUUCCGUUUUGAAACACUAUCCCCAAUUACCUGCCAUUUCUAUA
Aspergillus ibericus CBS 121593 is the source of this 595-nucleotide messenger RNA. RefSeq names its product complex I NDUFA12 subunit family protein. Bases 67 to 477 code for a protein of 136 amino acids. NCBI's taxonomy places the organism in Eukaryota, Fungi, Ascomycota, Eurotiomycetes, Eurotiales, Aspergillaceae. The transcript is spliced from 7 exons. Gene Ontology annotation, cellular component: membrane. The record is from RefSeq and is a predicted model, not a curated record. Gene Ontology annotation, biological process: response to oxidative stress; mitochondrial respiratory chain complex I assembly.